Messenger RNA from Acromyrmex echinatior (Panamanian leafcutter ant), 3005 nucleotides. Its product is annotated as G protein-coupled receptor Mth2. Gene Ontology annotation, biological process: G protein-coupled receptor signaling pathway; cell surface receptor signaling pathway. The record is from RefSeq and is a predicted model, not a curated record. Lineage: Eukaryota; Metazoa; Arthropoda; Insecta; Hymenoptera; Formicidae. Gene Ontology annotation, cellular component: plasma membrane. Gene Ontology annotation, molecular function: G protein-coupled peptide receptor activity.
GGCGUUUCUUGGUGCAUCCGGUAUUAUGCCAAGACGUUACAGUGAAGCGUCUCUCGUUUCGCUUCUUCACGCUGAUCUGUUCAGUCGCGUCGCUUUGAGAAGCGCGUGUGAACAGCAGUUCUUGCCGUGCGUUCGGAUUCGCCGCACGCGUCUCGCGCGAGGUACAAAUGCAGAACGAUAAUCACGUUAAUAGUGACGUAUUGAACAGGACAAUCGUAAAAUCGAUCGGCCGAGAGUGUCCUUGAUUAUUUACAGAGACAACACAAUAAUUUGAUUGAGUGCUCGGAUGAAGGAGUGCGCCGAACGACUUGCUAUUUAACUUUGCACGAAGAAGACAAAACGAUCGGUGAUUAAAGGAAGAGCCGGGCGAACCGGAUUGCAAUUUUUCAAUCAAGCAUUAAGAACAAUUUGAUUAAUGGAUUACUCGUUUUUACUACGAAACAUUGAAUAUUCUUAGAUGAAACUAGAUGAAACUUUUCCAUUCCGACCGAAUGAUUCUUAUUUUUGUAGAUUUUCUAGAUGAAUGAUAUAAGUGGAUUUAUAAGAAAAAAAGAAAGAAAGCCUUCACAUUGACGCCAGCUAUUCGAAUCAGCUGACAUAAACGUAAUUUAAGACAAAAGAAGAAUCGAGACAUAAACAAAAAAGUGGAACAAGCAGGGAUAACAUCGACAGAUGUGUCCAAAAAAUUAGGAAUAAUGUAAUAGAGAGCUAGAAAUUGUUUACAUUGGAUAAACGAGUAAUUAUAUUUUUAAGCCACUAUGACCAUGAUAAGGUUUGUUUUGGCCGGUCUGGUGUUAUUCUCGACAAAAGUAUCGUCGAAGUCACACCUGACGAAAUGUUGCCCGCCAGGAGAGAUCUUCUCAGGACAUUCCAUCGUAGAGUGCGUUUCAGUACCGAGGAACGCGACGGAACUCUAUAUUCAACAUUGGAACACCACUACGAAGUUCCAAGGAAUUCCUCAGUGUAAGGAACCCGAAGAUCUUAUGACAACACCGCUUGACGAUCUUGAUUCCGACAAUUUCUUAGAGGUACCGGCUUGCCUCGAAAUACUUCACAUGCAAGCAACUGGAGAAAGUACCGUAAUAGUUGUUCAUUGUCGAUCGUACAAAGAUCGACUGAUAAAAGCGAUUAACGCGUCCUUUCCGCAACUCACAUAUAUCAGAAAAUGUUGCCCUCGCGAUACGGUAUUCGACAGUCGCACGAAAGCUUGCGUGCCGCAGUUAAGCGAAUUAGACAGCCUUGCAGCAUUUUUGUUAAAUGGAUUGGCUAACGCAGAUCUUGUAAUAAUAGCUACCGAAGGUCCACCUACGUGCAAAGGCCCCAUCGUCGACUAUGAGAUUGACAAAAACGAUGUCUUUGUGCAGAACAGUACAUAUUCAGUGAUGGUUCCAGCGUUCAUGAAUAUUGUCAAAGAGGAACUAUUGGUUACUGAGGAUAAUGCUUGCCUCGAGAGGACGUCGGAUUCUGAUCGAACAUUGAUAGCGCGCGUCUGCAGAAAUCCGGAAUUUUGCCACAGGAACGCUUGCAUUAGAAAGUGCUGUGCCGAAAAUGAGUUCUUUUACGCCCAGGGAUGCAAUAAACUCGCUGUACCCGACGAACCGAUAGAGUUUCACGAGGCCCUCGCAAACGCCGUAAAUCAAACGAAAUCGUCCGCUUUCGACACGACCAAAGACUAUGGCAUUUUGAUUGGGAAGCCAUGUAAAUACGGCAUGUAUCCCAUGGAUCCAAGGGAAGAAGAAUGGGCGCUGACAUCAGAAGGACAUGUUUUUGUCGAAAAUUAUGCCGCGUACGACCAGGACAAAUACUGCAUGGACGUCUUUUACAACAAAUCGGAGUUUGAUCACAACUUUCAUUUGUUCAUAUGUUUUGACAAAUCGGAGACAAAUAAGAUUUCAAUAAGAUACCAAAUAAACACCAUCCUGGAAAUCAUCAGCUGCGCCUUCCUCUUAAUGACCUUAUUGGUGUACGCGUGUCUGCCGAGUCUGCAGAAUCUUCAUGGUAAAACGCUGAUGUGCCAUGUGAGUAGCCUCCUCCUGGCCUUCACCUGCUUGCCCAUCAUCACUUGGAUCAUGCCUAGUGACGUGAUUGAAGGACAAAUUAUGACAACAUGUAAAGCUUUAGCUUAUACCAUGCUUUUUUCUUUUCUAUCGGCGUUUUCCUGGCUUAACGUCAUGUGCUUCGACAUAUGGUGGACCUUUGGAGUUUUGCGUGGAAGUACCAUUACAAAAGCGCGCGAGCAUAGGAAAAGAUUUCUAUUAUACUGCGUCUAUGCAUGGGGUCUCUCCUUGCUAGUGUCAAUCUUCGCUAUCGUUGCUGACAGCACGAAAAUCUUGCCAGACUAUCUGCAACCCAAUAUUGGUAAUAGGGGCUGUUGGUUUACACAAAAACGAGAUUCAUACGGCGAAUUAACUUUCUUCAUCGGACCGGUGAUGAUUCUGCUGAUAUCUAACAUAGUAUUUUUCAUUCUUACAUCGGUACAUUGCAAUAAGGUAAAAGCAGAAAUAAAAAGGGUAACUACGGACCCCACAGAUCCCAGAAGCAAACGAUUGAUUUUCUUUUCAUUUUCUGAAGCAACAUUUAUCAUGAACAUCAAACUAUUUAUCGUCAUGGGAAUGUCCUGGAUUUGCGAGGUGGUGUCAUUCUUCCUGGUAAAAUAUUUAGAUUACGGACAUUGGCAUCAUGUGUUUUUCUACACCAGCGAUGUUUUCAAUUGUCUCCAAGGUCUACUGAUCUUUAUCCUCUUCGUCUUGAAGAGUCGCGUGUAUCAAGCACUUCGUAGGCGAUUGGGAUUUGACACCAAGAAGAAAAAAACAACUCCGGCGAAUAACGCAACUGCGACUUUACACGAUCCUUAUAAAGUCAGGAAAAGCACAAGUGACAGCACAUUAACGACGUUUGCGAUUAGUUCGACACCAUAAGGUAAUAAUUGAGACUGUCUAGUAUGAUAAUUUACAUAAUUUAUGUCUUCCUUUUUACCACAUAAUAUUCUUGUGUCCUCGAGUCAC